This is a messenger RNA of Botrytis fragariae, 2235 nucleotides long. RefSeq names its product putative aspartate aminotransferase protein. The record is from RefSeq and is a predicted model, not a curated record. NCBI's taxonomy places the organism in Eukaryota, Fungi, Ascomycota, Leotiomycetes, Helotiales, Sclerotiniaceae. Gene Ontology annotation, biological process: L-aspartate biosynthetic process. The transcript has 5 exons. Gene Ontology annotation, cellular component: cytosol. Bases 1 to 2235 code for a protein of 744 amino acids. Gene Ontology annotation, molecular function: L-aspartate:2-oxoglutarate transaminase activity; pyridoxal phosphate binding.
AUGACAGACAUCACUCCCGAGCUCAAUAAACUGUUAAUGGGGCUUAAUGCCCCUCCCACAGUUGAUCCUUCUUUGACUCUUCAAAAUAUUGAUGAAUUCUUAAAGGAAGCGUAUCGAAUAAAUUCCCACAUAGCUUCAUUGAACAACUAUCUAAAAGAUAUUCGGCAAUCCUACCUUUCAACAACAGCCCCUCCAGCAAGACGAACAAACAUAUCUUCCAAGACGAAACAACGAAGACAUCUUACCGAUCGACAACGAGAAGAAAUCGAUGCCGAAACCAAAAAGUUAUUACGAGAAUUAAAUUUCAAUAUAAAGAGUAUGGAUGAGGCUGAAGGAAUACGAUACACUACCGAGACACUCAUAAUUCAAAGUAAAUAUGCAAGAGCUCUUGGAAGAUUCGGAAAUUGGGCAGCAGGAGGAGGAGAACAAUCAAAAUCUUUGGAGCAACAAUUGGAAGAAGCAAAAUUAAAUGCGAUCAAGAUGCAUCGAGAUAAUGUUAUAUGGUAUUUACGACAAAAACUUUCGGAAUGUGGAAAACUUCAAGCUUCAAUGAUGGAGAUUCGAAUCAUGAGGGAGGUGGAAAAGAAUAAGAGUAAUCUUGCCAAAUCUCGAGCUAUGAUGCCAGAUCUUGGGAACUUGGGAGAUUCAUCAUCAGUAAAGUUCACAUCAAGUGGAGAUACUCAUCUCGAGGCACAAUCACAACCACAAACACAAACAUCGGAUCCUCAGUUGAGUUCGGAACAAUUACAAAUGUUGGCGGAAGAAAAUCAUGAUAUGGUAAAACAUUAUCAAAGUACUUUGGAUCAAGUCAAAACGGCAGAAAAGUCCUUGAUAGAAAUCUCGGAACUUCAAACACAACUCUUAAACAGUGUAGCAUCACAAGCGGAACAAAUUGAGAUUCUAGCCGAACAAUCUUAUCAAACUACCGAAAAUGUUGGGGGCGGUAAUAAAGAGUUGAAAAGAGCAACAGAACGAAAGAGUACAGCCAAUUUUCCAGAGGAUGCAGUUCCUCAAGCUCCAGAAGAUCCCCUCUUUGGAUUAAUGGCUGCUUAUCGCGCUGAUACUUUUGAUAAAAAGGUUGAUUUGGGUAUUGGAGCUUAUCGAGACAAUAAUGCUAAACCUUGGGUUUUACCAGUUGUUAAGAAGGCCGACGAUAUCCUUCGUAAUGACCCCGCUCUAAAUCACGAAUACCUUCCUAUCGCUGGUCUCAACACUUUCACAUCCGCAGCCGCGAAACUUAUGCUUGGUGCAGAUUCACCAGCUCUCGCAGAAAAACGUGCUUGUUCAGUUCAAACUAUAUCAGGAACCGGUGCGGUUCAUCUCGGUGCACUCUUCAUCAAGAAAUUCUACCCAGGCUCUCCUACGGUUUAUUUCAGUAAUCCAACAUGGGCAAAUCAUAAUCAAAUCUUCUCCAAUGUUCAUCUGCCUGUCGCUACAUAUCCAUACUUUUCAAAAUCUACCAAAGGUCUCGAUUUCGAUGGAAUGAAGAAUACGAUUCAAAAUGCUCCGGAUAAGAGUAUUAUUCUCUUACACGCUUGUGCACACAAUCCUACUGGUGUGGAUCCAACUCAAGAUCAGUGGAAAGAACUUGCCGCGCUCCUGAAACAAAAACAACAUUUCCCUUUCUUCGAUUGCGCAUAUCAAGGUUUUGCUUCAGGAGACUUGGCAAAAGAUGCUUGGGCCGUCCGUUACUUUAUUGAACAAGGUUUUGAACUUUGCAUCGCUCAAUCUUUUGCCAAGAAUCUUGGUUUAUACAGUGAACGUACUGGAUGUUUUCAUUUCGUUACCGGAGCAGGAAAAGAUGCCGAGAAAAACAUUGCCAGAAUCUCAAGUCAAUUGGCCAUUCUACAAAGAUCUGAAAUCUCAAAUCCUCCAGCGUAUGGUGCUAGAAUUGCAAGUACUAUUUUGAAUGAUGAAGCAUUAUUCAAAGAGUGGGAAGCAAAUUUGAGAGAGAUGUCUGGAAGAAUUAUUACUAUGCGUAAAGAACUUCGAUCGAAACUCGAAGAAAUGGGCACACCAGGAAAAUGGAAUCACAUCACGGAACAAAUUGGCAUGUUUUCAUUCACAGGAUUAUCUGAGAAACAAGUCAUGGAAUUGAGAAGUGAGGCUCAUGUUUAUAUGACAAAGAAUGGUAGAAUUAGUAUGGCGGGGUUGAAUACUAAUAAUAUUGAUUAUUUUGCGAGGGCAGUUGAUAAGGUUGUUAGGAAGACACAACAAGAGAGUGCUCAUCUUUAG